AGAGUUUUGAGGUGACAGUCACCAAAGAAGGUGAGAUUUGUGGAUUUAAAAUUCACGGGCAAAAUGUUCCCUUUGAAGCAGUGGUGGUGGAUAAAUCCACUGGUGAGGGAAUAAUUCGCUCUAAGGAGAAACUUGACUGUGAACUGCAGAAGGACUACACGUUCACUAUCCAGGCCUAUGACUGUGGCAAGGGACCAGAUGGAGCAAAUGCCAAAAAAUCCCACAAAGCCACAGUCCAUAUCCAGGUGAAUGAUGUUAAUGAAUAUGCUCCUGUGUUCAAAGAGAAGUCCUACAAGGCCACAGUGAUUGAGGGCAAGAGGUAUGACAACAUCCUCAAAGUGGAAGCAGUGGAUGCAGAUUGCUCACCACAGUUCAGCCAGAUCUGCAGUUACGAGAUUGUAACUCCUGAUGUUCCUUUUGCUAUCGACAAGGAUGGUUACAUAAAAAACACAGAGAAGUUAAGCUAUGGUAAAGAACAUCAGUAUAAACUGACAGUAACAGCCUAUGACUGUGGGAAGAAAAGAGCUGCUGAGGAUGUGUUGGUUAAAAUUAGCAUUAAGCCUACAUGCAAGCCUGGCUGGCAAGGUUGGAGCAAAAGGAUAGAGUAUGAGCCUGGCACUGGCUCCUUGGCUCUGUUCCCUGGGAUGCAUUUGGAGACCUGUGAUGAGCCAAUAACCUCUGUUGAAGCAACGGUUGAACUAGAAACCAACCAUAUUGGUAAAGGCUGUGAUAGAGACACCUACUCUGAGAAAUCCAUCCACAGGCUCUGUGGUGCUGCUUCUGGCACAGCUGAGCUGCUUCCCCCUCCAAGCAGUGCUGCUAACUGGACUAUAGGACUUCCAACUGAUAAUGGACACGACAGUGACCAAGUCUUCGAGUUUAAUGGCACUCAAGCUGUGAAGGUUCCAGAUGGUGUUGUCACAGUCAAUCUGAAAGAGCCCUUCAUGAUUUCAGUCUGGAUGAGGCAUGGGCCUGGAACCAAAGAGAAGGAGACGAUCCUGUGCAAUUCAGACAAGACAGAUAUGAACCGACACCACUACACUCUGUACGUGCACAACUGUCGACUCGUCUUCCUCUUCCGCCAGGAGCCCUCGGAGGGCAAAACAUACAAACCUGCUGAAUUCCACUGGAAACUGAACCAGGUGUGUGACAAAGACUGGCAUCACUAUGUGGUCAACGUCGAGUUUCCUGCAGUGACUCUCUACGUGGAUGGUGUGUCCUAUGAUCCUUUCCCAGUGACUGAGGAUUACCCACUUCACCCUUCCAAGAUAGAGACACAGCUGGUGGUUGGAGCAUGUUGGCAAGAGUAUACAGGAAAUGAGAAUGACAAUGAAACUGUGCCCGAGACCUCUGCAGGUGGAGAACUCCGCAUGGCUCAGUUUUUCCGAGGCAACCUGGCAGGUUUGAUGAUUCGUUCUGGCAAACUGGAAAACAAGAAGGUGAUUGAUUGCCUGUACACCUGCAAAGAGGGGCUGGACUUGCAGAUGCCUGAUGGUGUGGGCAAAGGUGUGAAGAUCCACAUGAACCCAAGUCAGUCAACACUGACCAUAGAAGGGGAUGACAUUGACAGAGUUGACAAGGCCAUGCAGCACAUUUCCUACCUGAAUUCUCGCCAGUUCCCAACUCCUGGGAUCCGGAGGCUGAAAAUCACCACUGUGGUCAAGUGCUUCAGUGACGACGCCUGUGUCUCCAUCCCCUCAGUGGAGGGCUAUGUCAUGGUCCUGCAGCCAGAGGAGCCAAAAAUCAGCCUCAGUGGCAUCAACCACUUUGCUCGUUCUGCCUCCGAGUUUGAGAGUUCUGAGGGUGUUUCCCUGUUCCCUGAGCUUCGCAUCAUCAGCACCAUCACACGGGAGGUGGAGCCAGAGGGAGAUGGAGAUGAGGAUCCCACAGUGCAAGAGUCUUUGGUAUCUGAAGAGAUCAUGCAUAACCUGGAUACGUGUGAGGUGACAGUGCUGGGAGAGGAACUCAAUCAGGAGCAGGAAAGUCUGGAGAUCGACAUGACACGAUUGCAGCAGAAAGGCAUCGAGAUGAGCAGUUCCAACCUGGGCAUGAUAAUCACAGGGGUUGAUACCAUGGCUAAUUAUGAGGAGGUUCUGCACUUGAUACGCUACAGGAACUGGCACACAGUUUCUCUCUUUGACAGAAAGUUCAAGUUAGUCUGUUCAGAGCUCAACGGACGCUACGUCAGCAACGAGUUCAAAGUGGAGGUGAAUGUUAUCCACACUGCCAACCCGGUGGACCAUGCUAACCACAUAGCUGCACAGCCCCAGUUUGUUCACCCAGUGCAUCAUUCCUUUGUUGAUCUCUCUGGUCACAACUUGGCAAACCCUCAUCCCUUUUCAGUUGUUCCCAGCACAGCCACGGUUGUCAUUGUGGUCUGUGUGAGUUUCCUGGUGUUCAUGAUUAUCCUGGGGGUGUUCCGGAUCCGAGCUGCGCACCAGAGGACCAUGCGUGACCAGGACACUGGCAAGGAGAACGAGAUGGACUGGGAUGACUCUGCUUUGACCAUCACUGUGAACCCCAUGGAGACUUACGAGGACCAACACAGCAGUGAAGAGGAGGAGGAGGAGGAGGAAGAAGAAAGUGAAGAUGGAGAAGAAGAUGAUAUCACUAGUGCAGAGUCUGAAAGCAGUGAGGAGGAAGAGGGAGAGCAGGAGGAGGACCAACAGAAUGUUAAUAGACAGCAACAGCUGGAAUGGGAUGACUCUACCCUCACUUAUUGAUUCUAGCUGUUCCCUUUGUCUUUCUGUUCCCGCUCUAGAAGACUCCACUGUAACACACUCCAUUGCUCCCAAGGAUUCAUGGUGUUUGAAACAAAAAAAUUCAUUCUGGCCAGUAGAUUGAACCCCCACCAUCCUGUGUUUGUGUUCUGUCAGCUAGUCCCUGAUGUCCCUAGGGUUGUAGUUAGCACCUCUCCUUCAGCCAUGCCUCAGUGACUGGAUUUUUUUUACGCUCUGUGAGGAACCACCUUGCACUUUUUUCUUCAUGUCAUCUCAGCUAAGUGACUCUACAGCUCUGUAGCCAUUGCACAUGAAUUUCUGAACUGUCUUUUUUUGCUCAGUGAAACAAACUUGGCUUUGUUCCUUUUUCUCUUUCUAAAAAAGAUGCAAAGAUUGCUUGUUGACAAAGGGUAAAGCUGCUCAUUUCAGCCUGUUGGUUUCUUUUAAUUUCUUUUUUUUUUUUUCCCCAACUUAGUGCAUGUGUAAAGUGGCAGAAUGAGGUUAAUAUGUAGAAGAUUAACAAGACUUUUUAAUAUUUUGUAAAUAUAUUGGAAUUAUGUAAUUAUGUCAUUUGUGGUAGUGAAAACAGGGAUUGGGGUUUAAAAACAUGCUAAAGUGAAAAAUCAUGCAGCAUGAACUAUUACAAGUCUCAUCCUACUGCAGCAGGAGCACGGGCACAGUUCUUAGUGUAGAUGUUCAGUAACUCAGUGUCAUUGGCCUUGACUGCGAUGUGUGCUCAUGCCCCACUCUCCUUCCACUUCCUUCCUUGAAUCUCCUGGAUUUGCAGAGGGAACAGAGAAGCUUGUGAGACAUUGUAAAGGCUUUAGGAACCCAUGCAGAGGUUCAGCUGCCCUGU
This is a messenger RNA of Acanthisitta chloris (rifleman), 3576 nucleotides long. It is a transcript of the gene CLSTN1, whose product is annotated as calsyntenin 1. The record is from RefSeq and is a predicted model, not a curated record. Gene Ontology annotation, biological process: positive regulation of synaptic transmission; homophilic cell-cell adhesion; positive regulation of synapse assembly. The transcript is spliced from 17 exons. Gene Ontology annotation, molecular function: calcium ion binding; amyloid-beta binding; kinesin binding. The annotation marks the transcript as partial. Gene Ontology annotation, cellular component: postsynaptic membrane; cell surface. Lineage: Eukaryota; Metazoa; Chordata; Aves; Passeriformes; Acanthisittidae.